AGCACAGUUGUCAGAGAGCAUAACUAUGGACUUCACAAUACAUGGCAGUCAAAGUGCAAGGACAGCCAGACCAGCGAGUGGAAGACCAAGGAGUAGUCGCAAUCCAAUUACAGGAGAAGAAGUAUCAUACUCCAGUCCUGAGCCGUCCCCAAGGGUCGCUAGGCAACCAGAGCCUAGAGAAGACAUUCCUAGUGGAGCACACAGCCGUCCUUUUAGCAGGCCUGAACAUGUACCUGCUUUGAAUCUUGGAAGGUUAAAAGAUGAUGAAUAUUUUGUUGAGGGAUCCUACAGGCAUGCUUACAACAUCAACACACCAAAUACGGCCUCCACUAUCAGUUGGGGCACCCCUGCAUCUACUGAGAGAGAGCAGUAUUACCAACAACAACCUUCUCAUAGAAAACCUAACAGACUGAAGCAGAAUCAACAGCCUACAGCCUGGGAUAAAGACCCAGUCCCCGAGGACCUCCCUGCUCCCUCACAAAGACACAAGGACCAGUAUAAGCAAUACCAAGAUGAUAUAAAGCAGUCUUAUAGGAAUAAGAAUGCCAUGGGAGAUUCUGAGGCAGAAAUUACAAGAAAGAUUGAGGAGUUAAAGUUGAAGAUCCCACAAGAUGCUGGAGAUUCUGUAGAAGAUGAAGCAAUGCAGAAGCAAUGGGCACCCAAGGAUGAUAGCAAACUACAAGCCCUCAAGAAAAUGGACAAGGAGGGAUUGGAAUUAGAAAAAAUGAAACUGAACCUGGUGGAGACUGUAAUGAUAGACCAGCUGUCAAGACCUGUUAUGAGUGACCCUGACCAAGGAAUGAAGUCAUAUAGAGUAGCAAUGUCGCAUGUGCCAGGUAUGCAGAGAGGGGCAAUAAGAACACUGCAUGAUUCAAAGGUACAAACCACGGGAACUGCAACUGAAAACCUAUUGUCAAAGAAAGUGAGGUUCGGAGCAAGGAUCCUAACAAGGAAUGGUCAUGAUGCCCUGAGAGAUCUUACUGGUUUCUUCUUUGCCUUAGACAACACUCUGACGAUAUAUGAAUUCAGACAGUUUGGAAAAAGUGCCAAGGCAUUGCCAUUUAUAGCAAGAGGUACCUACAACAGAGAAUGUGGUAGAAGGAAGGGUGAUCCAUACACACUAGUUGAUAUACAAGUGGGUAAAACUUUGCUGUUUCCUACAUCAGCCCAACAUUCUCUGCCAUCAACAGUGACAAAUCAGAAAUAUGUUGCAUUUAGAAUCACAGAUGUCGAUAAUGAAGCCAAAGAGAAUAUUUUACUACCAAAUGUGCGUCCCUCUCAGAAGAAUGAAGUUUGGAAUAGACUACAUAUGCCCCCUAGUAGAGAGGAACAGGAAGAUAUUGAGAUACUGAAUCUAAUACAAGGCAGUGUAAGAAAUAAACUGAAGAAACGAGGGAUCAAAACUGUGACAGGUCUUGGCAGUAACUUUAGAAAGGCCGACAGAUCAGGGGAUGGUUUAAUAAAUAAGUUUGAACUGGAAAAAUCACUGAUUGACUUUCACAUUGAAAUACCAGAUGAGUACUUUGAUAGAUUAUGGGAAAUAAUGGACACUGAUGGGAGUGGAUCUCUGGACUAUGGAGAAUUCAUGCGGGGAAUUUUAGGAGAAAUGUCAGAGUUGCGAAAGUUUAUUGUGAGAAAAGCAUUUCGCAAGAUAGAUGCGAACAAGCAGGGGAUGAUCACAUUUGGCAACCUUAAGAAAUUUUAUAAUGCAAGGGCACACCCGAGUGUACAGAAAGGUGAAGCAACUGAAAUGGAAAUCCUCAAUAUGUUCCUGGAGUCAUUCUCUCACUGUAGAAAUAAGGAAGAGAUCACAUAUGUGGAGUUCGAAGAGUAUUAUGAAGGACUGAGCAUAACCAUUGACGAUGAUGAAGUAUUUGCAAACAUUUUGAAAUCAUCUUGGAACCUUUAAGGACUAAAUUAAGACAUUGUG
Messenger RNA from Owenia fusiformis, 1930 nucleotides. Lineage: Eukaryota; Metazoa; Annelida; Polychaeta; Sabellida; Oweniidae. The record is from the annotation of a GenBank genome assembly.